Molecule: messenger RNA, 2292 nt
Organism: Heteronotia binoei (common prickly gecko)
Lineage: Eukaryota; Metazoa; Chordata; Lepidosauria; Squamata; Gekkonidae
Gene: CEP15
Product: centrosomal protein 15
Exons: 6
Coding region: 247-603 (118 amino acids)
Source: RefSeq, a predicted model, not a curated record
GUUACGCGAUAAUAGCUGGUGAGGCGGAGCGGUCGUUGAACUGAUUUAAUGGCAGUUGCGGAUUAACAGGAGCGAACGGGGGGGGGGGGGUAUAUAGCGGAAGGCUGUUGGUGGUGGAGGUGACGGGGUCGUGACCGAGGAUGCAUGUCCAUAGGAUGUCAGACACUGCAUACUAGGAGACAGCAACUGCCGUAGACUUUAUGGAAGAGCAAGAUUAGUCAAACUGACUCAUUAGUCAUAUGACCAAUGAUGGCAUCCUAUUUAGCACAAGAAGUUCAGCUUGCUAAAAGGCUUGAAGAAACACUGUCUCAGAGAUCACUGUUGCUUCAGCAAAUGGAGAAUAAUCUAGGAGACAGAGAGGCUGAGAAGACAUGGCAAAUGCAAGAAGCUGAUGCUGCUCAUAAAAGAAAUGUAGUACUUUUAAAUGAUAUAGAAGCAGCCGAGAAAAAACUGCAGGCAAGAGAGCACUUACUUCUACACCCUAAUACCGUUAUUCUCCAGACUCUUUACUGGACGAAAAUAGAAGAAUCCAUUCCCAAGUGGGAGCCAUUUUUUCUCGGAAGAACUCAAGCCCCUGUUGGUAUUAGAAAAAUCAAGCAAUAAAGCAGAACAUAACCUCCCCCCCCCCAAUGGAUCAAUAUCAAGAUAGAUGGGAAACAAAAGUCAGACUUUGUUCAUUGUUUGGAAUGUAUUCAAGCGUCCAGACACUGGAACAUUAAAUUACAAUGUAAUUGUUUGCUGUGUAAGCACACCAGUUCGAAAUCUGCAUGGAGAAUUCUCCAUAACAGACAAAUGUAUGAGAGGCAGUAUAAUGCAAAGGUCAGAGUAUCAUAUUAAAACUGGGGAGAUCUAGGUUCACAUCCUUACCCAGGUAUAAAAGUUUCCUGGGUGAUCCUGAUCCAGUCACACAGUCUCUUAGUUGUUCACCUGAUCAUUGUGAGGAUAAAAUGGAGAAAGGGAGAACUAUGUACAGCACCCUGAGUUCCUUGGAGAAAGGCUAGGAAGAUGGUCUGUAUGCUGAAAGUAUCAAAUACAGAUGACACACUGAAAUAUGGAAAAUGACCAGUUGAACUAAUGUUCAGAAUAAGGAGGAGUGCAAUCAGCUUCAUCGAGGAAUUAUGUCUUUUGCCAUUAUAAGUGAAAUCAGAUUUAUCUGUCUGGUUGUUUGCAUUAUGAAAAGUUUUGUUGUGGUGAGGAGGGAGUGUAUAAUUUAUACCACAUUCAGGAGCUGAAUUUAGCUGGAAGGUGAAGGAUGCAGCUGAACUAGAAAAGCACUGACUUUGUGCAUUUCCUUUAAGUUGACCAUAUCUCUCCUUCCCAGUGACUAAUAAUAGGGUUAUAAUUACAGAUAAAGGUUUAAGAUUUGUACACAAUUUACUCUUAAUCUUAGACAUGGAGUUUUGCACUGUGAAGUAAGGAUCUUGGAAUCACAAGUGGAAGCAGGUAAGAGAUGUGGAGGCUGUCAAGUUGAGAUGUAAAGGAAAGAAUGGGCUUCAUUUUCAUAUUAGACUAGAGGCUUGUUAAUAGGUUGUUAUUCUGUUGAACUAAAGGAUCAUAUGCAUGGCCAAAUAACUGAUUUUGAAACAAUGGUGCCAAUUCAUAGGUUUACACAUACACUUGAAGAGUAAAUUAGGACAGGGACUUAUACCUCUGGGAUACAGUAACUUUCACCGACUGUAGACCCAUACAGGAGUUAAUACUGUCAAUGGUAUGACAUCAGUAGUGAUUUAGCUCUGUUCAUUUUAUAUGAUGCUGCUCUUAAAACCAGUGAACAUGCAGAUGUGCAUGUGCUCUCUUGCACCACUGUAAUACCUGUGACUUGCAGUAAGAUGUUUUAUCAGGAGAAGUGAAAUACAAAUAUUUUCAUCAUUUGUGUUGCCUAUCUCUGCCUUGUUCUCUGUUCAUCUACACAUUCUAGUCAAUGUUGCAUCAUUCCCUUCUAUCUCAAGCUUGAUUUUUUCCCCUGUUGGUGACCAAAAAGUUCUAAUUGGAUUAGUCCAGCAAACUUUGGCUCUACUGUAGGAACAUUUUUGAUUCUCAGAAAUCAUAACCCAGUCUGUAAAAUGGAAAGUCCACCUGUUGUCUUGCCAGCAGGCCAAAUGACUGCUCUUCUACACUUGGCACCUUAGGAGCCUGACUGCAUCUCCUAGACCUCUGCACACUCUCAUUUUGUCCUUUGAUUUACAAUUACAAAGGUAUCCAUCACACAGUUAUAUGCCUGGCUGCUCUUUUUUAUCAGUUAAUGAAUAAUGAUGAAUGUUGUGCGUAAAUAAAUAUUAGAUAUUCCCAAAA